This is a messenger RNA of Sphaeroforma arctica JP610, 642 nucleotides long. RefSeq lists its product as hypothetical. The transcript is spliced from 2 exons. Lineage: Eukaryota; Ichthyosporea; Ichthyophonida. The annotation marks the transcript as partial. The record is from RefSeq and is a predicted model, not a curated record.
AACUUCGUUGGGAAAGGGACUGCGCCAGACCCAUCUGCUGCAUCGUCUGAUGCCCAGUCGGCCAUCCCCAUGGCUGCAGGAGAGGCUACAAACGGACUGGAGCCCACACUGACACUCGUGACAGUGACUGACGAUGGGAGGCACUUGACAGUCAACACACACAACAACUCACCUACAGACAUGCACACGAACACACACAACACCUCACCUACAGACAUGCACACGAACUCACACAACACCUCACCUACAAACAUGCACACGAACACACACGACAUGGCCAAUGCAGACACCCAACAACACAUGUCACAACCAAACACACACACACACACACACGCACACACACACGCGCACACACACGUACAAGCACAAGCACAAGCACACACACAAGCACAAGCACAAGAACAGGCAGACAACAACGCCCCUCCCCCACACAGUUCACAGCCAGCCACACACACACCAAACGCACCUACAAAUAUGCACAUGAACACACACGCAAACACACACACAAAUGGACAUACAACACCAUCCACCAUCACAUCAACGAGGCCGCAGGAGGCACUCACCAUAGCCAAUGGCAUAGUGGGAGGCACAGGCAACCACACCGCAGUACAGCCAGCUACUCAGCAGUACCCAGAGGUGCAG